UUUGGUCGAAAUCGUCAAUGGUCGCCCAGAUCCGUGUAAAUCUUAUAUGGAAUGACCCGAAUAUGAGUUAUGGAUCACUACUGAGUGGGAACUUGAAGAGUGAUGCCUGCAUGGUGCUAUAUGAAAAAAUUAAUGCAUGUCAACCAACAACUCCAAAGCAUAAUAGAAAGGCUAAGAAGAGAGCUAUGUCUACAUGUAAGAAGUGGGUCUCAGAAUCUUUCCAAACAAUUAACAACAAUCAGGAGAUUGGAUGCUCUGAGGAUGAUAUGGCAGAAGAGCCAUUUAUUAUACAUAAGAGAAAAAGAUGUAGAGUGGAUUCUACUGAAACGGGUGCAGAAUCAAAAGAGGAUGAAGCAGACAUACCAAACAAGAAAAGAAGGGAGACAGACACAAACACAAUGGAAGAGACAGCUGUGUGCUUCAAGGAUAGUCUACAUACGGUGCAUGAUUUCAUAUGAGCUAUGGAAUGAGAAUAUGAGUGAAGAGGACUUCAGAUUUUUCACUGGUCUAUCCAAAUUUAAUUUUGAGGCUUUAUACCUGUUACUUGAUGGUAAAAAUGGUCUGAUGCGCCUCAAGUACCUCUACGAUAUGACAACUCCGAAGAAGAUACCAACAACACCACCCAAAUUGUCUCCGAAAAGCAGAUUAUUGCUGAUGCUUGUGAGGAUGCGAAGAGGCACUCCUUUAAGAGACUUGGCAUACCAGUUUGGCAUCAGCAAGGCUUGGGCGGGUUUCAUUUUCUUCGCUGUUCUACGAAAAGUUGCCAAAACCUUCAAGAGCCUCGAAGGAGCUAUGUUUGUGACUCGAGAACAACAGCAGGAGAACAGGCCUGCAGCUUUCAAGGCUUUUCCCGAUGUCAGAAUAAUUAUUGAUGGAGUUGAAUUCAGGACCCAGACACCUUCCAAUGCGCAGCAGCAGAAUAAUACGUUUUCAAAAUACAAACAUUCCAACACAUUCAAAUAUGUUGUUGGCAUCUCAUGUUAUGGUGCACUUAUGUUUGUCAGUGAAGGUUUCGAAGGCAGCAAAAGUGACAAAGACAUUAUGAUUCAAAGUGGCCUGUUGGAACUGUUAGAACCUGGUGAUGCUGUCAUGUGUGACAGAGGUUUCAAUGUAGCUUCUGAUCUGAUCAAACUUGGUGUCAAGACAGUGAAACCACCAAGUAUGAAAGGUGUGACGGCGAUGACAGCUCAAAAACAACUGUACAACUCAGCCAUUUCUCAGUCAAGAAUAUAUGUUGAGCAUGCGAUUGGGAAAAUCAAGGAUUUUAGACUACUGAGGUUCACAAUUCCCUUGAGUAUGAGGGGAGUGAUGGAUGACCUAGUUCUGGUAGCGGCUUACCUGUCAAACUUCGCCAAUCGUGCCAUCAAGUCAAGAACCAAGAAGCGUCGCUCCAAAUAUGAUGACUGAUUAUGUUUAUUUUGCAAUCGGGUCAAUUAGAGGAUGUUGUAAUUUUUGAACCAAUGUGGAUACUGAUGAAUAAUAAAUAUGUUCACAAAUUUUCUUGCAAUGUGCUAAGUUCCAUUGUGUUGUGAUUAUUGUGUCAUACCUUGAAGAGUUAGCAGCAAUAAAACAAAAUUGACAACAUUGAUUCAAUGGCAGCUUUUAUUGAAAAUCUACAAGCAUUACAAUUAAGCAGCUGAAAAGAGUAACGAAAAAAAAGGUAGAAAGAAAGCAUGCAUUUAUCAGUACUAAUUAGUCCCAACUAAAAAAUGAAAUAAACACAUUUACAAAUAAACACAUAAACUUUACAAAGUACACAAUAUGGAGUAAUUCUACAAUUCAAC
Molecule: messenger RNA, 1784 nt
Organism: Thrips palmi
Lineage: Eukaryota; Metazoa; Arthropoda; Insecta; Thysanoptera; Thripidae
Exons: 5
Coding region: 103-1407 (434 amino acids)
Source: RefSeq, a predicted model, not a curated record